Telopea speciosissima is the source of this 708-nucleotide messenger RNA. Its product is annotated as protein BUNDLE SHEATH DEFECTIVE 2, chloroplastic. Gene Ontology annotation, cellular component: protein folding chaperone complex; chloroplast stroma. Lineage: Eukaryota; Viridiplantae; Streptophyta; Magnoliopsida; Proteales; Proteaceae. Gene Ontology annotation, molecular function: protein folding chaperone. The transcript is spliced from 5 exons. Bases 116 to 514 code for a protein of 132 amino acids. The record is from RefSeq and is a predicted model, not a curated record.
GAUUGAAGUAGUAAUAGCUCAGGUCUCCUCUCACUUCAGUGGUGGAAAUCAUUUCUGUUCUGAUAUUCGAAAAUUAGUUAGAAAUAUCGAAAUUGUUUUAGUUUAAAUCUCUAAAAUGGCGAACGCUCUAUGCUUCACACCUGUAACCUCCUUCAAUUCCAACAGUAAACCUGGUAUUUUAAUCGGGGGUUCUAAUGUUCGGAAGGUUCUUCGAAUCGAAGAUCAGUUUCGGAAGUCUCGAACUGCUGAGUUUUUGUCUGUCGAGGCCAAGGCUGCAGACAGUAAUAAAAGCAGCACCAAAUCUAAGACCAUAGUUUGUGUUGAUUGUGAUGGAAAUGGUGCAGUGUUGUGUUCACAGUGCAAAGGAAGUGGGGUGAAUUCUGUUGACCACUUCAAUGGGCAAUUCAAAGCUGGUGGCUUAUGUUGGCUUUGCAGAGGGAAAAAGGAUAUUUUAUGUGGAAGCUGCAAUGGAGCUGGCUUUCUGGGUGGUUUCAUGAGCACCUUCGACGAGUAAAGAUAUGCACAAGUUGAAAAUGGCUCGCUUGUCUUUAUUGGUCUUGAAGACUUGGAAGAAGACUUAAAUCAAUUCUACAGUUUACAGUGCAUCAUGGAAGGUCAUCUGUAAUUAGAAUGUCUCUGUAGUUGCAUUGAUAAAUGACCUUAUGUUUUAUUCAAGAUGGUAUUUUCAAAUGAAAACCUAAGAUUUCU